Molecule: messenger RNA, 570 nt
Organism: Talaromyces rugulosus
Lineage: Eukaryota; Fungi; Ascomycota; Eurotiomycetes; Eurotiales; Trichocomaceae
Exons: 6
Coding region: 1-570 (189 amino acids)
Biological process (GO): membrane organization; intracellular protein transport; vesicle organization
Cellular component (GO): endoplasmic reticulum exit site; COPII vesicle coat
Molecular function (GO): GTPase activity; GTP binding
Source: RefSeq, a predicted model, not a curated record
AUGUGGAUCGUCAACUGGUUCUACGAUGUCCUCGCUUCGUUGGGCCUGCUCAACAAACACGCCAAGCUCUUGUUCCUUGGACUGGACAACGCCGGCAAAACCACUCUGUUGCACAUGUUGAAGAACGACCGAGUGGCAAUCUUGCAACCGACUGCUCACCCUACGUCAGAGGAACUCGCCAUUGGUAACAACCGAUUCACCACUUUCGAUCUCGGCGGUCACCAGCAGGCUCGCCGUUUGUGGAAGGAUUACUUCCCCGAAGUCAGUGGAAUUGUCUUCCUGGUCGACGCCAAGGACCAUGAGCGCUUCCCCGAAUCCAAGGCCGAACUUGACGCCCUGUUGGCAAUGGAGGAGCUGGCCAAGGUGCCCUUUUUGAUCCUGGGCAACAAGAUCGACCACCCGGAUGCCGUCAGCGAGGACGAGCUGCGCCACCACAUGGGUCUGUGGCAGACAACGGGCAAGGGCAAGGUUCCUCUGGAGGGCAUCCGGCCGAUUGAAGUGUUCAUGUGCAGUGUUGUCAUGCGACAGGGCUAUGGCGAGGGAAUCAGAUGGCUGUCUCAAUACGUCUAA